GAUUGAUAAGGCGUUUUGGGAUAGUGCGUUCGGCGGGGUUUGGCAUUGUGGUUCAAUCUGCACGGGGGGUAGAGACAUCACCAAUUGCAUCAGUUCAACCCACGCGACGAUAAAUUGCGGUGCCCGUUCCAGAUGGAACCAACACAGGCAGGCGAAGAGCAACCGGAGGAACGAGAGAAACUUCCACCAGCAGCUGUGGAUGGUGGGUCAGUUUCUACGGCCGACACCGAUGCGUCAACAGAUAACAAAGAGGCCGAAAAAAUAGCAAACGAAACGGAGAAGGCCGAGAUUAAACCUCCGGACGUCGCCACACCGCAGAAGACGCCCAGAGAAAUGGAAGAAGAAUCACCCGAGGACGCGGUUGUGAUAGAGAGUUCACCGGAAAAACAACCGUCCGAGAAAACCAAAGAAGAUUCCAUUAAAAGUCCCGGCGAGGAAGUAUUCUCCAUCGACGACGAGGAAGAGCACGAGGAGGAGGAGGAACCGGAGGAAGAUGAGGAAGAGGAGGAAGAUUACGGGGAAAUGGAUGAGGACGAGGAGAUUUACGUCGAGACGACGGACCGCGUCGGUGCGACGGAACUGUCCGACGAACGUUCGUCCGAAUCGGACAUCAGCUCCGACGAGUACACGGAUGAUGACGUCGAUCAGAUCGUGAUUGGUGGUCACAAGAAGGGGGGAAAGGAGGGACCGCUGGAAAACCGCAGAAAGGUUUCGAGCAACGAGCAGGACGAUGACGAUGAAGAUGUGCAAAUCCUUACCGAUGACGACGAGCCGGAAGACGAUGAAGGCAAUGAAGUAGAGGACGAGGAGGGGGAUGAUGGCAUGGAGGAAGAAGAAAAUAUGGAUGUGUCGUCGCCACAGGGAGUGACCAUAGUGAGGGCAUACGGAUUAAACGAUGACUCCGACAGCAGCGAGUCGGGGGAGGAGAAAAAUCGAAGGCUUAAAGUGAAAUAUCGUAACUACCAACACAAACAGGCAGCGGUGCUCCGGAAAAGAUCUUUUAAAAUAUUAAACAAACGAAGCAUGCACGUUAUGGAAGACAGCAGCGAUGCGCUCGUGGUGUGUUCGGAAGCAAAUCUUACAACAAACCUAAAACCAUCGCCAACAGAACACGCGGAUGAGGUAUCACCGUCCGUCGGUAAACUAUCGAUUGCUGUAUCACCAGAAGAGAAGAUAGAAACAACCGUGGAACCAAGAGUAUCCGAAAUCACCACCGCCAGUAGCACCGACAACCAAAGUGAAACCAAAGAAGCAGAGUCGGUAAAACAAGCUGUGGGUGAACGUGAAACCGAACGAGAGUCGAAGGAAGUUAGUUCGAGUACUAUCUGCGGCGACAAAAUGCCGACGGCGACAGCGAUAGAGGUGUCGGAAAGGAUUGCCGACUCGAGCGACGACGUCGUGUCGGCGCUUGAGUGCAAGAAAUCGAUCUCAGCAGCAACGACACCGUCGGUAAAUAGUGCUACCAGUAUGGAACCGGGUGAUGGGAAGGCAAAGGAAACCAACACGACCAUAGCUGCUGAGGUAGUACAGAAAGUAGGUACUAAUUCGAGGAAGAAUAAUGCAGUGGAACAAGAGGACGAGCGGCAACCGCCAACCAAUGGAGAAGAAAAUGAACCAACGGCGGAUGAGAUAAUGGAAGGCAUUGAUGACUUUAUGGAACACAACGGUAGCGAUGGACAGGAACCAAAUGGACAGGACGAGAGAGAUUUCAACGAUGAUCUAGCAUUCCAGAUGGAUGUUGAUGACCGCGUUCCGGACAAACAAUCUGUUUCGGAGCAAGUGGUGGAACAAAGCGAUAAAACAGACGAAGGAAAACAUCCAGAAGAAAGUGCCAUGGAUUUAACAUCCACCCUCUCCGAACCGCAACAACCGGAACGGGAUACUCCGGUUUCCGUAAAUGCAAAAGAACCGAACGCGGAUGUCGCCACCAGUGUCGUCGUUAGCGCGUGUCCUGUGCUCGUCGAUGUAGUGGAUAGUUCUCCGGAGAAAUGCGGCCAACGCCAAUCCUCGUUGGCUGCUUUGGCCUCGAAGAAGGAUAAUUUAGAAAUGCACGACAAAACUAUUAUCACAUCAACACCAAUUGCUGUUGCAUCGGAAAAGCGAACGGAAUGUGCUCAAGGACCGUCUUCACCAUCACAGGAAGGGAGCAUGAUGGAGGUAAAGUGCGAAGUCGAUGAAGUCGGAGGAAAAUCUCAACGGAUUGCGGACGUGCAGGAUGAGGUGCAGAAUCUUUCCACGAGUAAACCGACGGCACGGAGCGACACUGUGCGUGGUGCGGACAAUCAACCCGACGCGGUCAGUCGGAAACGAAGGCGCUCGGUGGAUCAAGACGAUGGGAACCAUUCGGGUCCAGAACCGGACGAACCGGUUGAACCGGCCAAAAAGCUAAAGCUUGAGGUGGAAGCGAACUAUCAAACGCACGAACGUGUCGUGAACGAGUACAUCGAGGCCACACCGAACACGUCCGUGGACGAAAUUCAAUGCCAUGCCGAUACGCUAGUAAAGGAAAUUCAAACCCUCAAUGAUAUGAUUCGUGACACGGAGCAAAAGUGGAAUAAUCUCUUGCACUUGAAGAAAGUAAAGGAGGAGAUUCUGUUGCGGUUAAAUCGCCGAAAGCACGUGAUCGGUAUUACGGAGACGAGGCUAGGGGAGGUGUCGGCCUUUAGUCAUCUAGAUUCGUCCAACCUGAGUAGCCAUCAUCAGCUAAACCAACAACGAUCGUCCUCGGUUGGGCCGCGUCCACCGACACCACCGCCGGAAGUAGAGAUCCGUCCGGCUUCCGUGUCCACCUCGAUGCAUUAUAAUAAUAACGCUUCGAAUGGGUUGAAUUCGUUCGGAGGUAAACAUUCACAGAUCCCCAAUCGCCGAAACAGUAGUAUCACGACCGGCAGCAGCGGUCACAGCAACGCUGGUGGCAGGCGAAGUGGGUCCACGAGGGACACCAACAACUUUGUAUCACAGUUUAAUAGUAACAACAAUGCCGUAACGAUGGUGCCAUUACCGAACACAACCAGCAUGAUCUUGCAGGCCCGGGCCAGCAUGAACUCGGCGGAAAUUGCGAAGGAGAAAGCGGCCGCAAUGCAGGUCCAGCGACAGCUGUUCCCCAAGCCGGUUCUCAGUAAUCAGCAGCAAAUACUGAACAAUCUAGCCAUGUCGGCCGGCUUGACGUCGCUUACGUCCGGGGCUGGAAAUAGCAACACUUCCAAUACGGCACUUCUGAACGGCCACCACAAUCCAAGCGUAUCGUCGGUAAAUAGCGGCGGAACUACCAGCCGAGAGCAGCAACAGCUCCAAAUCGGUCGCCAAGGUAUGCGCAAGGACGUUAGCAGUAUUAUAGCAGACUAUCGGCAGAAGCAUCCCGAGAACGUACCACGUCGCGGCCGAAGGAUGAAGCACGUCGGGGGCUCCAGUGGUAGCAACAAUGGAGGAACAUCUACGGGCAACAGUAUUGGAUCGUUCGUGGAAGGAAGCGCCAUCAGCUUGACUGCACUGCCCGGCGGUAAAUCUGCCGCUGGAAUGGGAAGCGCGGCACGGUCCAGUUCAACAGACAGCGUCGCCAAUCGACUUUCCGAUCUUCUGGCAGCUGCAGAGAAUUCGCGUCCAUCUAGCAAUGACUCGAGCCAGAGCAGCUCUAACUUGCUCUCGUCACUGGUGACCGCUUCCGGUGGGGCUGCCAACGCCAGCAGCACCACCCAGCAGCAGUUCCUUAAAGACGUGCUGGUCCAGUUUGCCAAGAUGAGCCAAAAUGAGCAGAGCUUGCUGUCGAAUCUGCAAUUGCUGGCCAAUAAUGCCGUUCUAGCUUCGACCGGGCAAAGUACCGCCACCACUAACACCACCGUAUCAUCCCCCCAGCAGUCCCCGCAGCACUUCCAGCACCAACAACAGCAACAGCAGCAAACAAUGCCUCAGCUCCAUUCGUCGCUCCUAUCCAAAGCAUCCCUGCCAGAGGUGACGCUGCAUCCGGUGAUGAACUCGACCGCCCAUUCGGACAUCAUCGGAUCUCACAACACGACCGGUACGCUGGUCGGGGCAAACUUGAGUGCGGUGAACACCAGCUCGAACUCACUGCUUCACGGAAUUCUCACCAAAUCGGCUUCCCGACCGGGAAACGGUGCAGCGGCCACAGCCAACAACUUCAACUCGUUCUCGCCCACCCUGGCCCGAUUGCUCACCGGACCGGAACGGAUGAAUGCCGCCCAACCGACAACGUCCUCAUCCUCCACGGUGACAUCCGGUGCUUUGGCAAACCUUCAAACGGCCGGUGUUAUCGGUGGACUAAACUUGUCCAAAAACAACAGUGAGAUUUCGAUAACUCCCGUCGUCGGAUCCAACUUCCAGCAAACAUUGCUAGCCCAACAACAGCAACAGCAGCAGCAACAACAUCAACAGUUGCAACGCCUUCGAGAGCAACACUUGUUUAAAGGAGAAUCAUAUCUCAACAUAGACGACGAAGCCGACGAUAGCGCGGACCGGUUGGUGAUCGACGAAGGGGACGACAUGGCUGGAUCGCACAGGGACGCCAUAAGCAAACGGCGCGUUGCCGAAAUAAACGAAAACGAAGUGCCACAGUGUCAGGGGUGCAAGAAGAACGAGGCCAAGUUUGUCUGUGCCGGGUGCAACCAUCAGUGGUACUGUAGCCGCGAAUGUCAGGUAAACGCAUGGGACGACCAUUCGGAAGUUUGUAGCGGCUAAUUUCUCGCUCCAUAAAAAUGGGUGGAACUAUGGAACAAAAGUGUACCCUAUUAUGCAUUAAGCUAGUAAGUGAAUGGUAAGAGAUAAAAGGCUAAGCCAACACAGAAGGAAUGUUCAAACGUAUGAUAAUCCGAGCAUCGUAGACAUGAUAAAGCAGGUUAAUAUCUGUAUCGAUCUGUAAUGUUACCUAGUUUACGUAUGGCAUCUGCUUAAGCAAGAAAAAUCACUACUUUCUCUAGCGCUUUGCGUAAGGGAUUAACAAAACCGUAUAUUACGAGGUAAAACGUAUAAUGAUGAAAAAGGGUUAUCCAAAAGUGAAAACAAUUUAGCACAAUAAGCAUAAAUGAAAGCAUAUUGUAGGAAUGAGUAGUUUAAAUACAACACUUGGACACUGGUAGCACUCGUUCAAAUGUUUCGCCAUGCAUUACUGAUAAACACGUGGAACAACGUAUAUCUAUGGAAUAAAAUAAUGCACCGUUCAUUGUGGAAGGACUGCAAAGGUUUCCGGAACGUAGGUCAAUGUAAAAUUAUUUUCUUCUUCGAUAGAAACUCAAUUGUAGUUGGAAUGAAUGUCAAGUAAUCUAUUUGUCCAAUUUACUGCUUCUACAGUGGACUGGACAUGGUAUGAGGGCGAUAAGUUUUUCGUUGCAGAAGGACGCUGUGAAGUCAUCAGUACGGAUGAAUGAAAUAAAUUGUCUUGUAGUUGAAAAAUCGGUGGUACUGUUGCUUCACAUUCAAAACAUGAUUUUUCUGAAAACAGGAAGCAGAAGAGAAGAGGGAUUUGAACAAUUUCUAUCGUGUGACAUAUGCGAAGGGAAACUAAGCAUUAAAGUUAGUAUGUGUUAUUCAAUACUUAUAUUAUUCAUGAAUGAAGUAACCAUCUGUCUAGUUGUAUAGAAGCUAAAUAAAAGAGCGCAAGGAAUCGUCAAACGGUGGUGUAAAGAACAAGCGGAAGCCAAAUAAAGCUUUC
This is a messenger RNA of Anopheles coustani, 5662 nucleotides long. RefSeq names its product histone acetyltransferase KAT6B-like. The record is from RefSeq and is a predicted model, not a curated record. NCBI's taxonomy places the organism in Eukaryota, Metazoa, Arthropoda, Insecta, Diptera, Culicidae. The transcript has 7 exons. Bases 133 to 4692 code for a protein of 1519 amino acids.